UCGUCCUUCCUCCUCCCUGUCCCUGCGGGGGCUCUCUGCAGCUGAGCCACUGACCUCUGACCCCAGCCCAGGCUGACCUCGACCCCUCUGCCUGCCUGCGGAGCAUCUCCUCACAGGUGGCUCCUUGCCCCAGGAUGCGGGCUUGGGGCAAGAACUCUGCGAGGAGGGACCGGAGGAAGGCAGGGCUUGUCCUAAGCCUGCAGGUGGCCGGGGAGGGCCCCCAAACUAUCGCGCUUCAAUCCACCGGUCACACCGAAUACUUACAUCAGGCAGUUGUCUUCUGCUUUCUGCUGUGAUACCUUCACCCACAGACAAGCUGAAGUGACGCAACUCAAGAUCCGUGGACACCCUGCAGGCUGUUCAACGAGAUCCUCUGACUAUGGCACAGGUGGAGAAACGGGGAGGUUUGCUCCGGAAGUCUUCUGCAUCCAAGAAACCCCUGAAGGAGAAAGUAGUGUUGAUGUAUGAUGAGAUCUUCACGAUGGAAGACCCCAGCCAGUUCAGCCCUCGGUUUUGGGAGGAGCUUUUCCUCAUGAAAGUGAACCUGGAAUACCUCGAAGGCAAGCUGGAAUCUCUUGAUGGUGAGGAAUUAAUGAAGAUCAAGGACAAUGUGAAUUGCUUAUUUCAACACUGCAUCCAAGCUCUGGGAGAGGAGCAUCCAAUUCGAGUUGUCAAUGCCUUGCAGACCUUGUGUGCUCUCAUUCGAGGAGUUCAUCAAAAGAAUAAGUCUACCUCUGGGUUUGACAUUAUCAACAUGCUGAUGGGCUUUGACAAGGCGGAGCUGUGCAUGAAGAACCUGAUGGAGAAUUUGGAUUCAUUGCUUUGUGCAGAAGGUUCUGAAAGUCUAAAGAGUUUAUGUCUGAAACUUCUCCUUUGCUUAGUGACUGUGACAGAUAACAUCAGCCAGAACACUAUCUUGGAAUAUGUAAUGAUCAACAGCAUAUUUGAAGCAAUUUUACAGAUCCUUUCCCACCCUCCAAGUCGUAGAGAGCAUGGGUAUGAUGCUGUUGUCCUCUUGGCUUUGUUGGUGAAUUAUAGGAAAUAUGAGUCUGUGAAUCCUUAUAUUGUGAAGCUGUCUAUUGUGGAUGAUGAGGCCACACUUAAUGGGAUGGGACUUGUGAUUGCUCAGGCUUUAUCUGAAUACAACAGGCAGUAUAAAGAUAAGGAAGAAGAGCACCAGAGUGGUUUCUUCUCUGCUUUAACAAACAUGGUGGGCAGCAUGUUCAUAGCAGACGCCCAUGAGAAAAUCUCCGUGCAAACCAAUGAGGCUAUUCUUCUAGCACUUUAUGAAGCAGUUCAUUUAAAUCGCAACUUCAUCACAGUUCUAGCUCAGAGUCAUCCGGAAAUGGGCUUGGUGACGGCUCCUGUCAGUCCUGCUCCAACAACCCCAGUCACACCACUUGGGACCACUCCCCCCUCUUCUGAUGUUAUAAGUUCUGUGGAACUCCCACUGGAUGCAGAUGUACAGACCAGCAAUCUACUAAUAACCUUCUUAAAGUAUAGUUCAAUUGUCAUGCAAGACACCAAAGAUGAACACAGGCUGCAUAGUGGCAAGCUCUGUCUGAUCAUCCUUACAUGUAUUGCAGAGGAUCAAUAUGCCAAUGCAUUUUUGCAUGAUGACAACAUGAAUUUUCGAGUAAACUUGCAUAGAAUGCCCAUGAGACACAGGAAGAAGGCAGCAGAUAAGAACCUUCCCUGCCGUCCUCUAGUCUGUGCUGUACUGGACCUGAUGGUGGAGUUUAUUGUAACACACAUGAUGAAGGAAUUUCCUAUGGAUCUUUAUGUACGCUGCAUACAGGUAGUACAUAAACUGCUUUGCUACCAGAAGAAGUGUCGAGUACGCCUGCAUUACACCUGGCGGGAGCUCUGGUCAGCCUUGAUAAAUUUGCUGAAGUUCCUUAUGUCAAAUGAGACUGUACUUUUGGCCAAACACAACAUUUUUACAUUAGCCCUUAUGAUUGUGAACCUAUUUAAUAUGUUUAUCACGUAUGGUGAUACAUUCCUGCCAACCCCCAGCAGCUAUGAUGAAUUGUAUUAUGAGAUUAUCCGCAUGCAUCAGAGCUUUGACAACCUCUACUCCAUGGUUCUGAGGCUUUCUACUAAUGCAGGCCAGUGGAAGGAAGCUGCUAGCAAGGUCACCCACGCCUUGGUUAACAUCAGAGCCAUCAUCAACCACUUUAACCCCAAAAUUGAGUCAUAUGCUGCUGUGAAUCACAUAUCCCAACUGUCAGAGGAGCAGGUGCUGGAGGUGGUGCGAGCCAACUACGACACGCUCACGCUGAAACUGCAGGAUGGCCUGGACCAGUAUGAGCGCUACUCAGAGCAGCACAAAGAAGCUGCCUUCUUCAAAGAGCUGGUUCGAUCCAUUAGCACCAACGUCCGGAGAAACCUGGCCUUCCACACACUCAGCCAGGAAGUCCUGCUCAAGGAAUUCUCCACUAUCUCCUGAGACCUCACCAACCUGAGCAGCCGCUGAUUGCCCUUCCCCAUGAGGCCUCCUCCCCCGGGGUUGAGGGGAGCAAAGGGAGAAGGGGGCUGCCUCCACGGCUGGAGAGAAACACGGGUGCCAAGUCCUCUUGGUGAAAGCCACGCUGCAGUGGAGCUUGGACCUCGGGAGCCAGGAGGAACAAGCCUGGGCAUAUCUUAUUCGGGGAGGAAUGGGUGGGCAAGGGAGAGGCCUCCAAGAAUGCAGGGAUUUCCAGGAAGAGCUUCCUGGACAUCCUCUCACAUUUCCAGUUGGGAUUCAAGUUGUGGCUGCUUACUGAUGUUCUGGAGCUGGGCAGGCCUCAGACUAAUGCCAGCACUCUAAAGGUUACUUGCUUUCUUCAACUUCUGAGAGCAGAUUGACUGAGGUACAGCUGGAGCCCACAGUCUGUCUCAUCUGGGCCCUAGGCUGAGCUGGGUUUGAAAUCUGUCCCCCUGCCCUACUCUGUGCAGUCAUUAGGAUCCUUAGUUCAGGCCUAGGGUAGAAUAGGAAUGGGACACCUUCUUUUCUCUUCUAAAUUCAGAGUUGACUCCUGGGAAACUGGAGGUUUCAGCUAGCCAGCCACCGCCUUCUGAGUUUUAGUUUUGGCACCGGCAGUUAGCUUCCCCCUGCCUUUAGUCCGUUGACUCAUCAGCACAAUAGGCUCACAACCUUGGCGCCUCGUUUUUAAGCUGGUUUAGACUGUCUUUAGAGUGUGUGUGAAAUAAACAUUGACAGGUUUUCUGGA
Molecule: messenger RNA, 3212 nt
Organism: Ochotona princeps (American pika)
Lineage: Eukaryota; Metazoa; Chordata; Mammalia; Lagomorpha; Ochotonidae
Gene: ARMH3
Product: armadillo like helical domain containing 3
Exons: 27
Coding region: 380-2449 (689 amino acids)
Biological process (GO): regulation of Golgi organization
Cellular component (GO): cytosol
Source: RefSeq, a predicted model, not a curated record